GGCCAUGGGGCCGGGGCGGCUGCUGGCGGCGGCCGCGCUGUGCGCCGCGCUGCUGGGCUGCGGCCGUGUGCGGGGCCGGGCCGGCGGGGCCAGGCUGCUGAGCGGACAGACAGUUUGCCGGGGUGGAACUCAGCGCCCCUGCUACAAGAUAGUGUACUUCCAUGACGCCUCGCGGAGGAUCAGCUUUGCCGAAGCUGAUCAGGCCUGCAGAAGGGACGGUGGGCACCUCGUUAGCAUUGAAUCAGAAGCGGAGCAGAAACUGAUUGAAAAAUUUAUUGAGGGGCUCUUGGCUUCGGAUGGAGACUUCUGGAUAGGCCUGAGGAGGAAAGGGGAAGACCUGGAUAACAGCACAGACUGUCAGGACCUGUACGCAUGGUCUGAUGGCAGCUCGUCCGGAUUUCGGAACUGGUAUGAAGAUGAGCCCUCCUGCGGGAGCGAAAUCUGCGUCGUGAUGUAUCACCAGCCCUCUGCCCCACCCGGUGUCGGAGGUCCGUAUAUGUUUCAGUGGAACGAUGACCGAUGCAACAUGAAGAAUAACUUCAUUUGCAAAUAUUCUCUUGAAAAGCCCACAAGUGCCCCGGAAGAGGACUUUCAUGAGGGGUCUCUGAAACCAACUUCCCCAGAAGAACUGAUCGAAGAGGAGGCUCAUGUAAAAGAUGUUGUCAUAGGAUCCCUGAAACCAACAUCCCCAGGAGAACCGAUUAAGGAGGAGGCUAACGUAACACUUAAAGAAGCCAAAGAACCUGUUUUGAGUCUUGCCUAUAUCUUAAUCCCCAGCAUCCCUCUGCUCCUCCUCCUGAUGGUCGUUACAGCCAUCUUCUGUUUUUGGCUUUUCGCAAAGAGGAGACAAGACCGAGUAGACGCAAGUCCAAAGGAGCAGGAUGUCUGGCUCUCUCCCCAAAGGCCAAACAGUCCCAAUCUGGAGAUUUACAGUGUAAUUAAGAAACAAACAGAAGCAGAUCUGGCUGGAACCAGGCCUGACACUAAGAUUUCCUCCUUCCGUUCGCCCGGAGACAAUAUGCUGGAUAACCUCUCUGGCGAUUAUGAGAACGUGGCUGUGAACACUUCUGAGAGCGGCUUUGUGACAUUGGCCAGUACUGAGAGUGGCUUUGUGACCAACGAGAUCUAUGAGCUGUGCAGUGACCGGGUGGGGAGAAGCAAGGAGUCGACCUGGGUAGAAAAUGAAAUAUAUGGUUACUAAGAGACUGGAAACCCUUGGAUGUGGAUGAUGCAGCAAAUAAAAAUCAGAGUUAUGCAGUGAUAAUGGGCAUGAAAGAGCAUCCUACUUUCAGUUCCUCCUUCUGCUCUCUCCUUCCUUUUUCUAGGGACACAACUUUUUUUAAACAGUCAAACUCAACGCAUCUGUCUCGCUUUGCAUCCAACGCCCUGUUUGAGACCUAAAACAGUCUUUCAGAGUUUUGGUUGCUUUUUCUGUUGGACGUACAAAUUUCCUGAGCUCCAGACCUGAAGUUUUUCUAUGUGUUUGCAAUGGAAAACACAAUCCAUAUCCCAUUUUUGUAUGGUUUAAACGGACCUCCCCCUAAGGAAGUUGUAUGUCACUUGCUGAGCCAUCCUUGCUUUCUCACAGCUGCUCCUGAGACUGCUGCUGUGUUCAGAGUUCAUCAUUGUUUCCACUGCAACGGUGGUGUAGCGAGAGAGUUUCCCUGCUGGCUGGUUUGCAGCCCUGACACUCAGGCACUUGUAUGGGACUUGAUAGUGUAGCCUGUGCUCCAUUCCCUCCCUCCUAGUUUCAUGCAACCUGAGACAUCUCAGACCUAGCACUUACCAGUGUGCCAGGCUUAAUCUUUUGAAGUAGCCAGAGAAAUGAAUCAUUUUAAAAGUCUCAGCAGAUGCUCUGGAUUCGUACAGCUGAUCCUUCCACUUCUCUUAUUCUUCUGGCAAGACAAUGGCAAAGCGAGGAUGCAAGAAACACCUUCUCAUUGCUGCAUAUGAGGAAAGAGUCAUUGCAAAGCAUGUUUAAAUGGCCUUAGAAGAUAUAGCAACUGGGGUGGAGGGCAGUGUCGAGUCUGUGUCAUCCCUGGACGUCCAGAGAUAUGUAACAUGCCCUCCGUGACCAGCUAACACCUGGUUCCUGUAGAUUAAAUGUCCUGUUGCUGUCAUAUCCUAGAUUCCCCCUUCUGCCAGGGAGCUGUCCUGGGCUACAUGAAGACUGUCCGGGGCCGCUCAUCUCAGCAUGAGCGGGCUUACAAGACAAGAGAGUUUCGUGGGGUUUCUAAGCAUAUGGAGGAACUCCAGGGCACACCCAGUCCAGAGAGAUGGUGCGAGGGGGCCUGCCAAGAGUCUGCAAGAAGUCACCCCAGACUGGAGUUUGCAUCCAAAUCUUCGCCAAACCAUAUUGGGAUCUGCGCGUGAAUAUAAAGGAGCCAUGGCAGGUCUGUGGUUGGGCUGCAUUCCCACCUGGAGCAGUGAAGGGACUCACAUUGCACAGUUGAGCCAUAGAGAUGUGUGGCAAGAGACCUUUGUUGCUGUGUUAAGCUCUGAAACAGGCGAUGAGAUGAUAAGCAGAGAUGUCUGGAACCUAUUUUAGUCAGCACCCGGUAUGUUCUGACACCUUUUGAAGCACAAUGCGAGACAGCCCUUGAAUCACGGGAAUGAGAUUUAGGUCUCGCAAUGGAGGGACACCCCUCACACACGCCUCCCCCACCACACUCAUAUCCCUUCACUUUUAGCAUCUCGUCUCCUCUUUUUUGUCCGGAUGGAUAAUGCAAAUCCAAUAGUCAUGUGGGUGGCUCCCUUUCAUGAGAUGGAGCAUCAGGCAGCCUUUCUUGGAAACUGCUGAAAGCAAGACCGACAGCGUGCAAACCUUGUGGGUCUGUCAGCAAGCGGGUUUGCUGAGAACGGCUGGCCUGUGACGUUGAAUUUGUGACAGCUCAGAAGGGUAGGGACCAAGGAAUCACUUUUGUUUCCUGUGCAUCCUUAAGAGGUAGUGUCAGCCCUGAAGCAAGCUCUGUUCCACGUGCUGGCAGAGGGGCAUCUUCCUAAAUACCAGCUCAUUUCUAGCAGCCAGGUGUUAUCACGCUAGCCAGUCCCGUACAGCAACCUUAGCUAUAGCUGUUGGGUGAGGUGUGCUCUGCUGAGAAGCCCAUGAGUAAAGCAGGGUGGGACCAGGGAGAGCGCACUGAUGAUUUGGGUUUACUAUUAACUGGCUUGCUGUUUAGGGUUCGAGCACCUGUUUUCUGUUUGUGGGGUUUGUGCAUAGUCACGAUGUGUGGAUCGGUAAGCAAGAUCUUGUGUGCUCCAUAGGAAACAUGAGCUAAACCAUGUGGCAAGGUCCCUGCACUGCAUGUUAGGGCUGCAGAGAGGCGCUCCAGUGUCAAAGCCAGACUCCUGAAAACUAAGAUUGCUACUGAAUUAAACUUAGAAAUACAUAUGCUCCGAGCAGCAUCCCCUCCCCCAGGUACCGGAUACUCGAUUCGGUUUCUUCGGGGCUGGCCCCACUGUGCGUAGUCGGAGGACUGCAGAGGGGCGGUUUUUAUUGGACUUGCCUGUCUAGAAGAGUUGGCAGCAGGACGCUGGAGCCAGGCCAGGUGUUUAGGCUGCUAGGCAGCUGAGAGAGGCAGUUUGGGUUUGGGAGAUCAGUGUCUGAGCUGGAUGCAGAAGUAAUGGCCAUUAAUGAAGUGCUUAAUGGUGUCACUGAGAUGUGCAUAAUGUGGAAUACGUUGCUGACACCCCGGCAAGACGGUAAGACACGGUUCAGUCUGCAGCUGUUGUUUCAGGCCAUGCAGACUUGAGCAGACACAGCACUGCCCUGGCGUGCACUCCAUUCACCUUCAGUUUUCCUUGCUGUCUCAACUGCAUGGAGAUGUUUAGACUUUACAUGGGAGUGUGGAUUCAGAACACAUCCCUGCAGCAUGGGGCAGCUCCCGUGGCUUUGGAGACAGGGAGAGGAGCAUUACUAGGAACGCCGUGGCUUCUUAGAAGUCAGCCAGACUUCUGGAUGAGGUGAGCCCUGCUAUUAACACUCCAGCUGGGAGCGUGUUCGUUGGGCCGGUUUCCAGAACAUAUGGCUGCCCGCUGGGAGCUCUUGCAUUCGUUCCGUCCAAGUGUGUCUAGCGAGCAGGCUGCCGCAGCGUAGGGUUAGGUCAUUCUGACUCUCGUGGUGUCUCCUCUCAGUCCUGGAGGCUUGAGCUGCUUGUUUUACGUUCUCGUGUCCAGUUCCUGAGAGGAGUCCACUGCACUUUGUCUCGGCUCCGCACAAAUGGUUAUCUUAUUCCAGACAUGGAGCUGAUUCCUAAACAUGGCAUGGGGCACAUCGUCAUGAGAUGUUCGCUGCAGAGCUGCCUCGUGCGUUCUGCAGUAAACAUCUCAGCGUCUACACGUUCAGUCCUAUUAGGCUGCAGUAAACUAAUAAACUCAGCAUCAUGUAGUGCUUGUAAAUACAAGUACUACCCUUCUCCGGAGUUUUUGCAUGUGCAGCAACACAGGUGUAGGCACAGACCCAGCUGGCUGGGGCAUGAGGGUGCUUCAGUACAGGGCUGCCUGCUGGCUAGCCUCAUGCUGGAGCACCCACAUACCGCUGCCAGCUCCUCCGGAGCACGUUGAGCCAGGAUGCAGGCAGCCCUGGGUUGGCAGGUUGAUCCCCUGGCCCCCUGCCAGCUAGGGCUGAUCUGCCCCAGCUCAAUGUACUGCCAUCCCAGGUGCACAUGCAAUUGCAACAUCCAAGAGUAAUAAACUCAUGGAAGUUUAUUGCUUUGGGUUAACUGCAAAUGUAGAGGCUCCCAUUGAGUUUGAAUGUUCUCAACUGGUCGAACAGCAAGGUUGGGGUGUCAGAUAGCAGCUCCUCGGUAUGGAGCUGGAUGCUGUCUAUCCAAGGGAGGGGGAGGAAGGUCUAGUGCUAACAGUGUUAUCAUGGAACUAGAAACACAGCGUCCGAAUCCCCUCUUUGCCACAGUCUGAUCUGGGCAAGUCUCUUAAUCUAUCUGAGCCUGGUAUCUCUAGCACAUCCUUACCUCACACACAGGGGUUUUGUGAAGCUGAACGCAUUAAAGAUUAUGAGAUGCUCAGAAACUGGGUGCCGGGGGCCAUGUAAUGGCCCAGCCUGUUAAUUGUGUUGUCCACGCAAGCUUUGAGAACAUCUGGAAGCCUGCUGAAAGUCAGUCAUUACAUUAAGUUUUGGCCGGGAGUCUGACUGCACACGUGGUUGGGUUGAGCAAUGUUUGUGCCUGCCACUACUCAAAGCAAGCGAUGUUUCUUAUUUAUAAGCUGUUGGAUCUCGUUCGUCCUUUUUGAAAUGCAAUAAAAAAUGGUGAAAUGCCUAUUUAUGCAUAAAAGCCAAGGCCUGA
Molecule: messenger RNA, 5303 nt
Organism: Alligator mississippiensis (American alligator)
Lineage: Eukaryota; Metazoa; Chordata; Crocodylia; Alligatoridae
Gene: LAYN
Product: layilin
Exons: 9
Coding region: 5-1201 (398 amino acids)
Molecular function (GO): hyaluronic acid binding
Source: RefSeq, a predicted model, not a curated record